CAGUCGCUUCCAAGACAGCCAUGAAGCCAUAGAAGAGCGAUCGCCGACCGUUGUUCGUAGUGUAAUGAGCUCACACGUGUGAAAGAAGUAAAUAAUUAGGCGGGGAUUUAGUACGCGUGUACUAUUUUUUGGUGGCCACCGUAGAACGCCGUAGUUUUGAGCACGCGAUCGAGUUGAGUGAGUCGCAGUUUUGUAUUUGUGUGCGAAGGCAACUCACGUCUCAAACUGAUGGGCUGGGGUUUCUCAGUUCACUACGCUCGCGGUUUUACUCGCAGAUUGUCACACGAUCGCUACGAAUGUGUGGUGGAUGUCGCGCUCGCUCGCUGGUUUUUGGUGACUGAUUUGUGUUGAAUAUCUGAGCUUCAGGAUUUAAUUAUACUCGGUAUUUGGCGGUGAGCGGAUCGUUUUCUUAGUUUGGUGCCGUAAAGGCUUUUCUGUGCUACGGCGACUUUUCAUAUUUUUUAUAUGUUCUAACCUUCUUGAUAGUGGUGUCGAAUUGUGAUCAUACAACGGGCCCAUUAUUGUUCUACGUUUAUCUUUCGUCAAGUAAUCGCUGCAUGUGAUCGGGUGUAAAUUAUGCGGUCCAUGAUUGUUCGGGAAGUGAUUGUAUAGUGAAGUGACCAAUGGAAGAUUAUUGAAGCGAUCAAUGUGAUUUUUUGAAAAGAGAAUCCUUGUAUUCUAUUAUAUGUGUAUUUGGAGCAGACGAUAAUAACACUUGGAUAUCAAAACAACACACCCCAGUUUUUGCUGAUUCUUCAACUAGGAGACUUGGUGUUACGAGAAAAACAGCAAAGCGCACCUUUUUUUGUUUUAAACGAAGGAAGCAAAAUUAAGACCCGAGGAAUAUGGUAGGACAAAGAAUAGCAAACUCUUUACUAAAGAGAUCAGCGUUUUCAUCGGCAAUCAAUGUGCUACCAAACGAAGCGGCCGCCACAACCAUCGAUCCACCGUUGGCGGAUUUUCGAGGCCACGUCAAACCGUACUCGGAGGUACCGGGGCCAAAGGAACUGCCUCUGAUAGGCAACAGCUGGCGGUUUGCACCGUUGAUUGGCCAGUACCGCAUCGAGGACCUAGACAAAGUGAUGUGUGAUCUGCACCGACACUUUGGCAAAAUAGCCAAAGUCGGUGGCUUAAUCGGACACCCAGACUUGCUGUUCGUAUUCGAUGCCGAUCUGAUUCGAGACACAUUCAAAAAGGAGGAAGUUCAACCACACCGUCCGGCUAUGCCAUCGCUUCGAAACUACAAGUCAAAGCUACGAAAAGACUUUUUCGGCGACAACAUGGGGCUGAUCGGAGUGCAUGGCGAAAAGUGGGAUGCCUUCCGCGCUCAGGUACAGCAAGUGAUGUUGCAACCAACGACGGCCAAAAAGUACAUCGCUCCCCUUGACGAAAUUUCCACUGACUUUAUGGCCAGAAUACACGAAAUGCGGGACGAGAACAAUGAACUGCCGGGUGAUUUCCUCCAUGAGCUCUACAAGUGGGCGCUCGAGUCCAUUGGACGUGUUGCUCUGGAUACCCGACUUGGCUGUGUUUCGAAAACGGGUAACGAAGAAUCGAAACGUAUCAUCGACUCCAUCAACGCCUUUUUCUGGACCGUUGCCGAGGUUGAGCUGCGGAUGCCUAUCUGGAGGAUAUAUCAGACAAACGCCUACAAAAAGUACAUCGGAGCCCUGGACACUUUCAGGGAUCUAUGUAUGCGCCAUAUCAAUAUCGCAAUGGAGAAAAUGAACAACAGCUCCGAAGUCAAAAGCGAAGAGCACAUUUCCAUAGUCGAACGGAUUCUGCAAAAGACAAACAACCCUAAAAUUGCCGCUGUGCUUGCAUUGGACUUGAUCAUGGUUGGUGUCGACACGACAUCCGUUGCAGCCACCUCUACCAUCUAUCAGCUGAGUCAGAAUCCGGACAAACAGGAAAUUUUAUUUAACGAGAUCAAGCGCAGCCUACCGACGCCGGAUACGAAAUUCACCAUUUCAAUGCUAGAAACGAUGCCAUAUCUGCGGGCCUGCAUUAAAGAAACGCUUAGAAUGUAUCCAGUUGUAAUCGGGAAUGGGCGAAGUCUUCAGUCGGAUGCCGUUAUCGGGGGAUAUCACAUUCCCAAGGGGACCCAUGUCAUUUUUCCCCACCUGGUUGUAUCCAAUUUGGAGGAGUAUUUCCCGGAACCCGACCGAUUCCUACCCGAACGGUGGCUCAAGCGGGGUGAGUUGAAGGAACACAACGGAUGCCCACAUGCAGGCCAAAAAAUUCACCCGUACGUUAGCCUACCUUUCGGUUACGGUCGACGCACCUGUAUUGGACGACGCUUUGCCGAGUGUGAGCUUCAAAUUCUUUUGUCUAAGCUUUUCCGGCGGUAUCACGUAGAGUAUAACUAUGAAAAGCUAACCUACAAGGUGAACCCAACGUACAUACCCGAUAAGCCCCUGAAAUUUAAACUGACCGAACGCAAUAACUGACUGUACUCUGGCGCCGUGCCAGGUGGCGUUACGAGAGAAAAUGAGGAGUUAAAAUAGCUACAGUAGCAUGUAAGGGUUCAUACCGGCACGUCCAUGAACAAAAGCGCAUACGCCAGAGUGAGAGUACGGAGAAUGUAAUAAAAUAUUUAUGUACAUAAACGUAUGGAAUAAAUUGAGAUAAGGUUAA
Ochlerotatus camptorhynchus is the source of this 2637-nucleotide messenger RNA. It is a transcript of the gene Cyp49a1, whose product is annotated as probable cytochrome P450 49a1. Lineage: Eukaryota; Metazoa; Arthropoda; Insecta; Diptera; Culicidae. The coding region runs from base 846 to 2450 and encodes 534 amino acids. The transcript has 11 exons. The record is from RefSeq and is a predicted model, not a curated record. Gene Ontology annotation, molecular function: monooxygenase activity; heme binding; oxidoreductase activity, acting on paired donors, with incorporation or reduction of molecular oxygen.